Aureobasidium melanogenum CBS 110374 is the source of this 1353-nucleotide messenger RNA. RefSeq lists its product as uncharacterized. Gene Ontology annotation, biological process: regulation of DNA-templated transcription. The transcript has 3 exons. Gene Ontology annotation, molecular function: zinc ion binding; DNA-binding transcription factor activity, RNA polymerase II-specific. The record is from RefSeq and is a predicted model, not a curated record. Lineage: Eukaryota; Fungi; Ascomycota; Dothideomycetes; Dothideales; Saccotheciaceae. The coding region runs from base 1 to 1353 and encodes 450 amino acids.
AUGCGUCUUGGACCAUUGGACCGCCGCCUUGAGCGGACUAGAUGCCUAUCCUGUGCGAAGAGUCAUUUGAAGUGUUCUGCUGGCACAAGAUGUACGAAUUGUUUCAAGCGUAAUCUUCAAUGCGUCUAUCCUCAGAAAAACACAGCAACCAUGGGGAUACAGCUGUUCAAUCCACAAACACCUAGAAGCGAGGUCUGUCUAAGGAUAUCACAAAAGCCAAACUUCGACCACAGCAACGAGAUCUUGAAAAUCUUUCUCACCAGAUUCGUCAGCGAGAAUGACUUUACUGGACUUCCUUCGACUUGGUUCCUCGACAUUCAGACGCACUUUGCAACCGACAUGGCAGUGCAUCAUGCGAUCAAGGCAUUGAGUGCAUUAUACGCUUGCCAGAAAGAUAGCACAAACCGUCUCCAGAAUCAGAGACUCGCAUUAAAGUCCUAUCAGACUGCAGUGCUAUCAGUAAAGAAAGUAAUCAAUGGCCCAGACGCAAGGAUCGAGCAACCACUAUUGUCAAGCACGUUUCUACUAGGCUUGUUUGAGUUAAUGUACGACCCCACAGGCCAAGGCUGGAUAAAACACACCAUGUACGGUACCUCUAAACUCGUCCAAUUUUUAGGACCAGAGGCUUUCCGCUCAGGCCUAGGUCUGAGUUUCUUCACUCAGACGAAGAUGUUUGAAGUUUCUCGCUGUCUGAUAUUCUCAGAGUCUUCGUUCUUGAUUCAGAAGCCUUGGAUGGAGUUGCAUUACAGUAGUGAUUCUAGCGAGAGUGACACACAUCCUCUAGAUGAUCUUCUCGAUCUGAUGAUCAAAUGCUCGGAUCACUGCGCCAGGGCAUUGUCAUACCUUCAAGGCAUGAACGAAACCGCUCUAUCAAGCGUCCAGAUCCAACAACUCCGAAGUUUCUCUCUGGAAGGAUUCGAACUCAGACUUGCCCUCGAUGGAGUAGACUCCCGUCUUUUGUCACUGCCAUUCCACCUCACAACCUCGUCCCGCACUCUGAUUGCAAAAGUAUACUUUGCAGCAACUUCGAUCUUUCUCUCUGGAAUCUACGAUUACAGAUCUGUAUGGCUACGAUCCAUAGAAGCUGUUCCCACACUCUCACAGUACAUGAUUGAAUAUCACGUCAACACAAUACUUGAGGGAACGGAAUAUGCAAUGCAGCAAACCAAUCUUUCCAAAUUGCUGUUUUUAUAUCCACUUAGGGUUGCUUGUGCGAGGGUGUAUAUGGAUGAGCAAAAGCAGAGAUUGAGGAAAAUGUUUGGGCUGAUACAACACUCAUUCGCUGUUGCAGAUGUAUUCAGGACUGAGGUGGAAGAGCUUUGGAGAACGCCAAUUUUGGAGCGGUAUACUUGA